Achroia grisella is the source of this 3401-nucleotide messenger RNA. RefSeq names its product zinc finger CCHC domain-containing protein 10. The record is from RefSeq and is a predicted model, not a curated record. Bases 164 to 577 code for a protein of 137 amino acids. NCBI's taxonomy places the organism in Eukaryota, Metazoa, Arthropoda, Insecta, Lepidoptera, Pyralidae. The transcript has 4 exons. Gene Ontology annotation, molecular function: nucleic acid binding; zinc ion binding.
AGUAUCUGUGGAAGGCGAACUAUGAAAUUUAGCCAAAUACCUAAUGUCAACUGUCAAAUUCUGAUAAUCACACUAAAUAAUUUUCUUGUUUGAUGUUGCAUUUGAUGGGUUUGAGAACACAACUAUCCAUUAUCCGUACCGAAAUCUAAUAAAAUUCAUCAAUAUGACUUUGGGUACUUAUAACAGACACCAGGCGGAGAAGAAAAAGCAAGCUGCUUUAGCAGCAGCCUUUCCUCAAGGCAUACGUUGCCAAAAAUGCCUGGAAUAUGGACACUGGAGCUAUGAAUGCAAGGGAAAACGCAAAAUUUUAGUUCGCCCGUCGCGUACUCAAAUUCUUAAGAAGAAUUUAAAAAACAAGGAUGUAAAGGAAGAGGGCAACUGUAGCAAAGGUGCUUGCAAGAUACCGAACAAGAAGAAACGUCAAAACUCAGAUUGUUCUGACUGUUCAGACAACAGUUCUUCAUCUAGCAGUUCAUCAGAUUCCUCCUCAGACAGCUCAUCGUCAGGAAGCGACAGCAGCGAUUCCGAGAGUGACAGUGACAGCGGCAGUGAAUCAGAAUCUGGUAGCGAUUCUUAAAUAAUAGUUCUCCUAUAAAGUUCUAUUCAUAAGUUAAUUUAAUUAAAAUAAAGUGUCACAGCACUUUAUUUAUCUGAAUAUUUUUCAUUUUUAUUAUUUUUUCAUAUAAGUAUUGAGUAAUUAAAUAUGCUGGUCAUUAUAUAUAAUAUUUGUAUUCAACAAGAUUGCUCAUGCUUAACACAUUGUCACAAAUUGCUUAAAAGGACAGUCUAAUAUUUCUUCAGUUAAUCUACAACUAUGUGCAUGAUCACAUGUAAAAAUAAGUUCUGUGUAAGGUGGGUAGUACAUAAUUUUGUUUUUGUCUUUAAUAUUGUAUGUAUCGUCUUUGUAAUUCCUCAGAUGCUGAUAAACAAUUUGAAAAUAUAAUAGUAUUAGCUCAAAAAGAUUUUAUCUUAUUGUAUAUAAGUAUUGUAUUUAUAUUAGUUGGUCACAUUUGUUAAAAACAAGUCUCUCUAUAAGUAAGAAAUGUGAUUAAAGACAGCCAAGUUGUCUAAUGAUUUUGUGAUCUAAUUUCAGUCCCAUUUUAGAUUGAAUAUUGUUAAAUACUCAGCUUGUUUAUUGGUAAGAGGAUAGUUUAGCAUAACAUUUAUGAUUUAGUGAUUUAGUUAAUAAUAUAUGAAAUGAUUUUAAUAAUAUUGCUAGUGGUUUUAACAUUACAUUGACAUAACUGAUAAAAGGCUUUGUAAUAAAAUGCUGUAGUAAAACUUUAUAGAUAAGUAUUUAUAUCUGUGGUUUUAUUUUAUUUUCUUUAAAAUGUAACACUAUAUAAGAAAAAUGUAAGUGUUUAGGAGAAAAUAAAUCUUUUGCGACUAGUUAGUAACUUCAUAUGUCUGUAAAUGUAUUUAGAUGAAAAACUCGGUGGAAAAUUUGAUAUGAAAUGAUUUAAUUAAAAUUUGAACAUACAUUAUUUGUUUUAUUCAAAUAAAUUGUUAUUUUUUGUUUCAUAAAAAGAACAGAUUAAUAUUUUUUUUUGACAUCCGAUCAAUUUUUAAUUUUUAAUGAUAAUUUAAUUAAAAAAUAAUAAUAAAAAUUAGUGAUGUACGGUAGUCUAAUACUUCAUCAAGUGUUGAACAUCAUCAAUGAUUAUCAUAGUUGAUAUUUGAUAUAUUUGAAUCCAAUAAUAUAAGGACGUAACUAACACCCUCUCUCAGACUAAUUUGUUUUGUUAGUGGUGUUUCUAUUACCAAAUAUCUUCGAAACAGUAAAAAUGAAAAUCAGGUGAUUUUUUUGUCUAUAUUCAAUAUGUAAGUAUAUUAUAGUUUAAUGUACAAACAAUUUACAAUGUUCUCUCAAUAGUUCCAUUUGUUUAUAUCUGUACAUAACUUUGAUUUCGCUUUUGUGUAAGUCGGUAUACGUAUCAUGGGCCUAUUUAUACAUCAAAUAAAAUUAUAAAUGUCAGUAUAACAAAUAUACAAUUAAUUACCAAUAUAGUACAGAGAACAAAUAAAUUAAAUAGCAUCCACCACCCGUUUUUUCUUCUCUACCCAAAGAUUGUUCAGAAGUGAUUGCUUAAGCGAUAAGACCGCAUUUGUACCUACAUGUUCUAAAUAUUCAGUUUUUUAGAAUUUUUUUAAGGUGCGAUAGUGUAAUAAAUGAGUAGCGACAGAUCAUCCAAGGCAACGCUACAGUGGUAAGGUUAGAACCAUCAUGUUACAGGCUUGUAGAUGUUCAUUGUAACAGCAGGUAAAUUGUAAUUAGUCAUAUAUAAAAGGAUAUUUAGUAAGCGUCUCUUUUCUGUUUCGGAAAUUUCUCAAUUGUAACAUUUUUUUAUAAUCAUUUCACUAUUAGUUUUAAUCCUGUUACCUAUUGUCAUUUGCAUAUUGCUCAAGUAAGUUGAUUUGUAGAACAGUCAUAAAGAAAUUGCUGUGGUUUUGUUUAGCAGCUUUAUCAUCUACCAUACCUUCUAUUUUCAGGACAAUGAGAGAAUGUUGAAAGAAAAUGAAAUACUCGAUAAUCUCACAGCUUUUUUAAUAAGGCAAAUUAUACAUAUCACCAGAAAUAAAAAAAAACAAGUAAUUGAAACAUACUUUAAUUGAGAUUUUAAAAGCGAUAUAUUGAUCAAUAAAGCAUAAAUUAUCAUUCUGCCAUUUAUUACAAAAUAUAUCAAUUGCAUCACUGAUCUGAAAUACUGUACAGUAGGAUUACAUUCAUAUUAUUAUUAAUAGAAUUUAAAUACAUGGGUUGAGUUUGACCAAAGAGAAUUGGUUUGAAUAGGAAAUUUGCCAAGUGACCAAAACAUUUUGAGUAAAUUUAAAGGUCUUAUGGAUUUUUGUUUCCCUAAUGAAACUAAUUUAUUAGCAAAUAAUGUUGUGGAAGCGUAGUAAAUGAAUAUUUAUUAAUCAUACAAAUAUUUUCAUUGAUCUAUAAUAAUUUUCCAUAAUUAUGAUGACAGUGGUAACGAAUUUUUUUUAAUAUCAAUAGAUUUGAAUCAACAAUUGAAACACAACACAAAGGGCAAGUACUAAACUUAACAUUACUUAAUAAUAACUAAAUUCACAUUAUAACACCUAAAAAGAAAAACAGAGGCAUUGGUGGGCUAUUAACAUUAUAAAAAAUGUAUUGUAUAAAUUAUUUAGACGGAUAUUUACCGUGAGUAUAUUAUGAGCUUUGUCGACCUGUGAUUAGGCGACUUGGAGUUCAAUACUACUUAUAGCGGUAAAUAUAACGUAUAUAUAUUGUAUCAUAAUUGAGAAAAUGAAUACAGUAAAAAAAUAUACAGAUUAAAUUCACUGAUAUUUUAAUGAGAUUCCAAAUUAUCCAGUCAUCUCAUUUGAAACCUUAACAUUUAAUAUGUACGAUACAUGUAACUUAGCAUAUUGUAAAA